Molecule: messenger RNA, 1282 nt
Organism: Trichoderma citrinoviride
Lineage: Eukaryota; Fungi; Ascomycota; Sordariomycetes; Hypocreales; Hypocreaceae
Product: Zinc/iron permease
Exons: 4
Coding region: 1-1260 (419 amino acids)
Biological process (GO): transmembrane transport; zinc ion transport
Cellular component (GO): membrane
Molecular function (GO): metal ion transmembrane transporter activity
Source: RefSeq, a predicted model, not a curated record
AUGGCCGGCCUCCUCUUGCUCGUUGGCCUAUGCAUUGUCAUGGCAGUGGCUUCAUUCUUGGCCGGAGCCUUGCCCCUGUCCAUGACGCUUUCACAAUCGCAGCUCCGACUGAUAUCGAGCAUCGGCGUUGGAGUGCUGGUCGGCACGUCUCUCGUCGUCAUUAUACCCGAAGGCAUCGAAACUGCCGUCUCGCCCGCAGAAGCCUCUCACCUCCACAAAGCACGGAGUCUAGUGCGAAGAUCGCCAUGGACCCUUGGCGUUGAGCCCCGAGACAUCGUCAAGGCCUUUCCUGUUGUGCAGACCACGGUCCCUAUUCACACGAUACAAGCGGGAGACCUGCCCAGCCUUGCGCCGCGGAUCGAGGUUACGGAGAGCUACGAGGUUACGAAACGGCAAAACGAGGACGAAGACGCACCGCAGGAUUCAUCCGAGCCUGCCCCAGAGCACGAGGUACCCGAGGAUCACGAUGAGCACGGGGACGACGCAGACGGCGCAGAGCACCCCCACGUCCACGAAGUGCCAACGCUGGAAAUUGGCUUUUCCAUGAUCGCAGGCUUCAUCCUCAUGUUCCUCAUCGACAGACUCCCCAGACAUGCCACCGAAAGCCUGCGAACAACACCAGAAACUCGCCACAUCAGCCUCGACGACCUCGCAGGAGGCGAUGCGGCAUCCAUUGAUGAAGAAGCGGACGGCUUCUUGAACUCCCUGACGCCAACCCCUCGACGAGCCCGCAGCCUGGCAACGACUACCGGGCUCGUGAUUCACGCCGCAGCCGACGGCAUCGCCAUGGGGGCGUCUGCCACUUCGUCCAACAUGCGCCUGGGCUUUGUCAUUUUCAUUGCCAUCAUGAUUCACAAGGCCCCGGCUGCGUUCGGCCUGACGUCGAUUCUGCUGAAGCAGGGCCUGUCGAAGCGGGCAGCGCGAGGCCACCUUGUGAUUUUCAGCCUGGCAGCCCCUGUUGGCGCCCUGACGACGUGGCUCAUGAUCACGCUGCUCGGCGGGGACCACUUGAAGGGGUAUUCGGGGCAGUGGUGGACGGGCAUGUUGCUGCUCUUUUCCGGAGGAACCUUUCUAUAUGUCGCGAUGCAUGCCAUGCAAGAGGACGGCGGCGCGCAUAGCCACGACCACGGCUCGGGCAUCAACGGCUACUCGGAUGGAAGCUCGGCACACCAACGAAAGGCAAAGGGGCCCCAGAUGCGAGACACCUUGGCCACGGUGGCGGGCAUGAUGAUUCCUCUUGUAGCUCAGCUGGGCCAUUAAACGCUUUGCCGCAUCUCAUAUC